CCCCGCCCUCUGCUGUUGGCUGCCUAGUCUGUCGAGGCCUUCCUCAGUGUCCUGUCGGAAAAGAGCCCGCCGCCCUGACGCCGCGCCCGGGCCUGAGCUUAAGAAAAAAAAAAACUAGCGCCACCACAAGAGGAAGAAGAGAGAGCAAGAGCAGCAGUGACGCGGCGGAGGUGUAGUUUGACGCGGUGUGUUACGUGGUGGGGAAGAGAAUAAAAAAAAGCCCAGCGAGAUCCCAGCCGCGAACGAAAGCAGUGACGGAGGAGAGGCAGUGUAACCCGGUAUCCAUGGCGGCUGCACAUGCAACCUCAUCUGCUCCUACAGUAACAUUAGUUCAGUUACCCAAUGGACAGACAGUUCAAGUUCAUGGAGUUAUCCAAGCUGCACAGCCUUCUGUCAUACAGUCCCCACAAGUACAAACAGUGCAAAUUUCCACUAUUGCUGAAAGCGAAGAUUCUCAAGAAUCAGUAGACAGUGUUACUGACUCUCAAAAACGCAGAGAAAUUUUGUCCAGGAGACCAUCAUACAGAAAAAUUUUAAAUGACUUGUCUUCAGAUGCUCCAGGAGUACCAAGAAUUGAGGAGGAAAAAUCAGAAGAAGAAACUUCGGCUCCUGCUAUCACAACAGUUACUGUUCCAACUCCUAUCUAUCAAACCAGCAGUGGACAGUAUAUUGCUAUUACCCAAGGAGGAGCAAUACAGCUUGCUAACAAUGGUACAGAUGGAGUGCAAGGACUUCAGACAUUAACCAUGGCUAAUACAACAGCAUCCCAACCAGGAACCACCAUUUUACAAUAUGCACAGACCACAGAUGGACAGCAGAUACUUGUUCCUAGCAAUCAAGUUGUUGUCCAAGCUGCCUCAGGAGAUGUACAGACAUACCAGAUCCGUACAGCACCUACCAGCACUAUUGCACCAGGAGUGGUAAUGGCUUCUUCUCCUGCACUUCCUGCCCAGCCUGCUGAAGAGGCUGCACGAAAACGAGAAGUGAGGCUUAUGAAAAACAGGGAAGCAGCACGGGAAUGCCGCAGAAAGAAAAAAGAGUAUGUCAAAUGCCUAGAGAACAGAGUAGCGGUCCUUGAAAACCAAAACAAGACACUGAUAGAGGAACUGAAAGCACUUAAAGACCUUUACUGCCACAAAUCUGACUAGGAGGGUAUUAAGAUUUUUAUUUUUCACCUUUCUAAUAAAAAGACUGGUUUGACUUCAGCAGGACAGACAGUAAAAUGUUAUUUUCUACAACUUUCUCUUAUGCGCUAAACUGCCUGUUUGCAACUUCAGGAUUUAAUUCAUGUGUGCUAUUAGGCCAUGAAUGUUUCCUGUCUCCAAGCCCAAGGAAGUAAAUGACACCUUCAUUGUACAUGGUCAAGAAGAGGAAAAUUAUUUUUUAAUGCGUUUAUUUGUUACCCUCAUCAUCCAUCGGCUAAAAGUCUGUAGUAAUGAAAGAAUGCUUGUUGGGCCCCUGCCAGUGCUACAUCUCAAGAGUCAUCUUCAUACUGUAGUUUGGGGACUGUUAUAUUCAUAAGAACAUUUUUCAACUGGCCGAGUACAAACAUUCUUUGCUCCAGUCUUUGUCUUCAGCAUUACACACUGUUUAUGUUGAAAUUUGGCUAUUUGGUAAGGAACUGGUCUGUAGGAUCAAAACAUGAAAGAUACAUGCUUUUUAAGCCUUUUUUGCUUUAAGAAGGCACAACUAUUUGCUCUAGCGGAAGUCUUCUUUAACCCUGGAUUAUAAUAUUGAGCUCUGUAUCAUCUGUCAAUUGCUAGCCAAGGGAUAUAAUCAUGAUCAUUUUAUAGAUAGCUCUUCUAUUUCCAGCAUUUUUGCAGAACUCCAUUGGGAGAGCCUUUUCAAGCACACCUGAGGUACUAUAAAUAUAGCUUUUACACAAGUAAAAUGUUAAAGUUUGCAUUUUUUUUUUCUAAUAUGAAUAUCUGCAUAUAUGAUAUAUGCAUGUCAAAAGCACCCUUCAAAAAGUCUACAAAUCUGUUUCCUAUGGGUAGCUCUGAAAUUGUCCUAUAAUGAAUUCAAAAUGAUUUCUAAACGUACUGUACCUCUGUAGGUUCUCUGUCACCAGCAGCCCAUGGUGGAGAUUUUUUUGGGUGACUUCAACAUGCAUAAUUAUCAAUUAUCCCACUGUGUAAAAAGAAACAUAUAUUCUUCAAAUAUGAAAUGGUGAAAAAGAAAAGUAAUAUAAUGUGGAAUUAUUAAUAUUAUCAGAAUUGUCAUUUUGAUAUCUGCUCUAAAACCAAUAGCAUCCAUUUCCUCCAGGUCCUGCUCUCUGCAUUAUUUUUUUUUUUAAUUGAUGCUUCUUUGUGUUUGGGAUUUGUCAGUCAUGUAUAAUAUUUUAUGUUUAAUAGAAUGAUCAUGUACAAUUUGAAAUACAUUUUGUAUUUUAAAACUAUGAUGUACUGUGUGCAUCAAAUUAUUUUUGGGGGGGGGGGGGGGGGGUGAGCGCAAGAUAAAUGUGUUUGUGUGCAAUUGUAUAUUAUCAAUCAGAAGUUGGAAACCAGGGUAUCAUUCAAGUACUUUCAGAAAUGAAGAAACUUGACACAACAUCUGUUUUAGUACCUUAUUCCAUCCUUCUGUGUAUUAGAGAAUGAAUGUGUAAGGAAUGAUGAGUGAAGCAGUGAAGCUACCCAUGCAUAUGUUUUAUUAUAAUUUCACCUACUAUGCAGUGCAAGAUAAUGGGGAAACAUGUCUGCAAUAUGCAGGACAUAAUGUUGGAUUUAUUUCCAGUUGUAUAAUUAUAGUUAAAGCAACAGUGUUUGUAAUACUUAUUUUAAAAUUACAUUAUAACUUGCA
This is a messenger RNA of Xenopus tropicalis (tropical clawed frog), 2799 nucleotides long. It is a transcript of the gene creb1, whose product is annotated as cAMP responsive element binding protein 1. Gene Ontology annotation, cellular component: nucleus. The transcript is spliced from 7 exons. Bases 285 to 1148 code for a protein of 287 amino acids. Gene Ontology annotation, biological process: regulation of DNA-templated transcription; DNA-templated transcription. The record is from RefSeq and is a predicted model, not a curated record. NCBI's taxonomy places the organism in Eukaryota, Metazoa, Chordata, Amphibia, Anura, Pipidae. Gene Ontology annotation, molecular function: sequence-specific DNA binding; DNA binding; DNA-binding transcription factor activity.